This is a messenger RNA of Pelagomonas calceolata, 690 nucleotides long. Lineage: Eukaryota; Pelagophyceae; Pelagomonadales; Pelagomonadaceae. The record is from the annotation of a GenBank genome assembly.
UAGGUUUUGGGCCUCUUUUGCGCGCAGCUUCCUCCUCAUCGCAUUCGUGCCUAUCCGCGUUUAUAUCACCUGAAUUUCAUGCAUCCCUUCAGUCCUACGCACGGGCGCAACGAUUUUGCAAUCGGACGGCACCAUUUGGCACAGCGGUGAUGGCCGUGCCAGCAGCACGGGCUGCUCGGGCGGAGCGGCGCAGUUACUUGUGGAAGGACAGCCACAACGCUGCACGGCUCAGCCUCCACGCCAUCGCGCAGCUGAACUCGCGUCGAUGGCGUACACACCCUACCGCGCAGGUCACGAUGGCCGAGAUGACGCCGGCCCCCGGCUGCAACGGCACGACGAUGCGCACGAUCACGCCCGGCUCGGGCAAGGAGAUCACGAAGGGCUCGACCGCCACCGUCCACGCGACGGGCGUCGUCAAAGAAUCGGGCCAGAAGUUCUGGAGCACGAAGGACCCGGGCCAGGAGCCCUUCACGUACCAGGCCGGCGUCGGCGGCGUCAUCAAGGGCUGGGACCAGGGCUGCCUCGGCAUGAAGGUCGGCGAAGCUCGAGAGCUCAUCAUCCCGGCGCACGAGGGCUACGGCGCGUCCGGCUUCCCGGCCUGGGGCAUCCCGCCGGGCGGAACGCUGAACUUCACGCUCGAGUGCCUCAAGGUCGAGUGAGUACGCGCGCACUAACAACAGUUCUUAAUGA